Messenger RNA from Anopheles gambiae (African malaria mosquito), 3498 nucleotides. It is a transcript of the gene CDase, whose product is annotated as neutral ceramidase. The coding region runs from base 937 to 3144 and encodes 735 amino acids. The record is from RefSeq and is a predicted model, not a curated record. NCBI's taxonomy places the organism in Eukaryota, Metazoa, Arthropoda, Insecta, Diptera, Culicidae. The transcript is spliced from 4 exons. Gene Ontology annotation, biological process: long-chain fatty acid biosynthetic process; ceramide catabolic process; sphingosine biosynthetic process. Gene Ontology annotation, cellular component: extracellular region. Gene Ontology annotation, molecular function: N-acylsphingosine amidohydrolase activity.
CCUUGAUGCUGACACGAAAAACCAUCUGACUCUUCGCCUGUGUGUACGCUCUUUCUCUUUCAAUCUCCCUGCCUGCUGCCUGCUGUUUGCUAUUUCGUAUCCAGCGCGAGCCUAACACAACGAGCCCUUGCUCACACACGCACACACGUUCGCACGAGAGGCACAAGAAAGCUUGUGUUAUUGUUAUUUGGUGCGAGUGUCCACAGUGGUACCCCGAAAACGGAGGGUUUGUUUUGUUUUAUAGCUCCAGUGAUUUGCUUCCCUUAGCCGCGAGAUAGUGAUGAUCGCUGGGAUUGUAUAUGUGUGUAUGUGUUUGUAAGGGCUCAUCUGAAUCAUCUCAAGCUCCUGUCAUGUCGUAAAGGAAACGCACGCAACAGUAACAUAGCGUGUCGGUUGUAGUGUAAUAUUACUGCGUUUCGUCCUGCAACGGUUUUUUUCAAGAACAAUGGCGUCUUGGUGUACGGUCGGUACGGUUGCAAGCGAAUGCUAAAGUAAGUUCCUCUCAGCCCUUGUCAAGGAUUCUCAAAAAUCCUGAGCUGGACUCAAUACAAACGUAGGCGUAUGUGUGUGUGUGUGUGUGUGUGCUCGAGAAACAAAGAACGCAAAAUCAGAUCAACGGGUGCAUCCAGCAACUGCAAUCAACUGAGACUUGGCGCACAGAUCGUGUUGCUGCUGAUGCGGCUGCUCCAAAAAUGCCCAAAUCAAUACUUCCCCAGAGUCGAACGGAUCAUCCAAGCACAGCAGGUGGCAGUAUGCCGGUCAUCGACGCACCGGUCGGUACGGUUUCAUCAUCGGCACAGUAAAACAGCAUCUUCGAUCAACCUUUUUGGAGCACAGCAUUCAACCAAACCACAACAAGAGUCUGUGACAUACAGAGAACGGGAAAGAAAGAGAGAGAGAGAGAGAGAGAGAGAGAGAGAGAGAGAGAGAGAGUGAAUGAGAGUGAGAGAGAGAGCGAGAGCGAGAAAGAGGCGAUCGAUAAAGAAAGUUAUAAAGAGACCGGACAGUAACGCAAUGGAUCAACGUUUGGGUCAAUUUCCUGGCGUAAAGUGGAGUAAACUGCGCAUGGCGCUGGCCGUUCUGGCCCUAGCAAUCGGUACGACCGGCGCAUAUCGAGUCGGUGUAGGCCGCGCGGACUGCACUGGGCCGUCGGUGGAAAUAACGUUUAUGGGUUACGCGCAGGUGACGCAGCGCGGAACCGGCAUCCAUCUGCGCCAGUACGCGCGCUCGUACGUCAUCGAGGACGAGAACGGCACGCGGGUGGUGUUCGUCAGCGUCGACGCGGGCAUGAUGGGGCACGCGGUCAAGCGGGACGUUCUGGCCGUGCUGCAGAAGAAGUACGGCGAGCUGUACACGCACGCGAACGUCGUCAUCAGCGGCACGCACACCCACUCGACGCCGGGCGGCUUCCUGAUGUACCUACUAUACGAUCUGACCUCGCUCGGCUUCGUGCCGGAGACGUUCAACGCGCUCGUGCACGGCAUCGCGCAGAGCGUCAUCCGCGCCCACAACAAUCUGGUCGAGGCGCGGCUGUACGUCGCCGAGACGGAGGUGCUCGAGGCAAACAUUAACCGCAGCCCGAGCGCGUACGAGAACAACCCGGAGGAGGAGCGGGCCCAGUACCGCCACAACGUGGACAAGACGCUGGUGCAGCUGCAGUUCGUGCACGCGCGGACCGGCGCACCGUUCGGCGCGAUCAACUGGUUCGCCGUCCAUCCGACCUCGAUGAACAACACGAACCGGUUGGUGUCGAGCGACAACGUCGGGCUGGCAGCGAUCCUGCUCGAGCAGGAGCGCAACCCGGACGCGCUCGUCGGCAAGGGCGACUUUGUCGGUGCGUUCGCGUCCAGCAACCUCGGCGACGUGUCGCCCAACAUUAAUGGACCGAAGUGCGAGAAGACGGGCCUGCCGUGCGAUGUGCUCACGUCGUCCUGCCCGUCCGGCGCCGGGGCCUGCUUUGCAUCCGGUCCGGGGCGCGACAUGUUCGAAAGCACGGAGAUCAUUGCCGACCGGCUGUACCGGGCGGCCGCCGGCCUGCUCAGCACGCGCACGACGAAAGCGCGCGAAGUGACCGGCCCGGUUGCGUUCGUGCACCAGUACGUGGACAUGACCACGGCCGAAACGGUACACUUCGAUCGGGCAACGCAAAAACCGGUGCGGGUGCGCGGCUGCCUGCCCGCGAUGGGGUACAGCUUUGCCGCCGGCACCACCGAUGGGCCCGGCGCGUUCGACUUUCAGCAGGGCACCAUCACGGACAACGUGCUGUGGAAUGCGGUGCGCGACUUCAUCGCGGAACCGACGCAGGACGACAAGGACUGCCAGGCGCCGAAGCCGAUCCUGCUGGCGACGGGCCGGGCCCGCUUCCCGUACGACUGGCAGCCGAAGGUGGUGCCGACCCAGCUGCUGGUGGUGGGCGACUUCGCGAUGGCGGCCGUGCCGGGCGAAUUUACCACGAUGGCGGGCCGGCGGCUGCGGUCGGCUGUGGCUCGCGCCUCGGUGGCGGCGGGCGGUCGCGACCUGCAGGUCGUCGUCGCCGGGCUGUCCAACAUGUACAGCAGCUACAUUACCACGCCGGAGGAGUACGAAAUCCAGCGGUACGAGGGUGCGUCCACGCUGUACGGACCGCACACGCUCACGCUCUACCUGGAGCAGUACAAGCGGCUGGCGGGGGCGCUGGUGCGCAACGAAACGGUACCGGCCGGCCCGACGCCACCGUACGAGGACGACAAGCAGAUAUCGCUCACGACCGGCGUCAUCUUCGACUCGCACCCGCUCGGGAAGGAGUUCGGCGACGUGAAGGUACAUCCGGAGGCAGCAUACGAGCGGGGUGCCACCGUCAGUGCCGUGUUUAUUGCGGGCAAUCCGCGCAACAACCUGAUGCACGACAAAAGCUUCUUCACGGUCGAGCAGCAGCAGCCGGACGGCAACUGGAGUGUGGUCGCUACCGACGCCAACUGGGAAACAAGGUUCCGCUGGGAGCGCACCUCGACCAUAUUAGGCUUCAGUGACAUCGAGUUCAGCUGGACGAUAGGACCCAACACACUGGACGGGCUGUACCGCAUCCGACACUUUGGCUACUACCGCUACAUACUGGGCGGUGUCUACCCGUACGUGGGCGCAACCAACGCCUUCAGCGUCAAGUGAUGAGCGAGCGCAUCGGUCACUCCCUCCUCAUUCGACGCCAUAGCAGUUAAGGAGUGGAGUAAUUGUGAAAAGAUAGAUGAAUGUUCAGGCGAGAAUUUGAAGUGAAAUCAAUAGGUUGGUGGACCCAAUGAAUGUAUCUAUGUGUGUGUGUGUAUGAGUGGGAGUGCGUCUGGGAGAGCAACAAGAUGGUAACAAACAAAAGGAGGAAGGAAAAACAAAACAACAAAACAUUCCACACCUAUUUUGCAAACCAAAUAGACUAGUCACUGGAUCAUUAUGGCGCUUAGCUAGAAGGAUGAUGAUUCGAUUUUGAAUUUUUAGAUUAAAAAUAAAUAAACAAAUGAAAAAAAAAAA